Molecule: messenger RNA, 6780 nt
Organism: Spirometra erinaceieuropaei
Lineage: Eukaryota; Metazoa; Platyhelminthes; Cestoda; Diphyllobothriidea; Diphyllobothriidae
Source: the annotation of a GenBank genome assembly
AUGAACCCUAAAACGACUCUGAUGGACCUCUCGGGACCUUCAGUGGAAAAUGCGGUCGGAACCAAAACAAAGGAACCUCUUGAUCGCCAGAACUGCGUAGUCAUCCAUAGCACAUCGGAGUCGAAUGCUCCUACCCCAAAGGAGAGGAUUUCUGCUGACCUUGCUAUGUUUCAACACCUGUUUAGCAAUAGGCUUAAUUCAAAUAGAAAGGUAACCAUUCGCUCAGCCUUCAGGAUCGGUAAAUAGAGGAGCGAAAAAUCAGAAACUGUGUGACCGCGACCUCUUAAAGUUGUUUUAGACAGUAAAGAAGAGACUAGUUUAUUUCUGUCCACAAAAAGCAGUCUCCAAAACUCUUGCAAGGGGGUAUUUCAAUCGGACUACACUCUAGCGGAACGUCUGAAAUGUCGCGAGUUAGAGGCGCAACUAAAGAGGAGACUUGCAGCUGGAAGGAGGAACUUGGCUAUAUUUUAGGAGACGAGUGGUACAGAGGAGCACGAUAUCGCUCUGGAACUUGUCAGUGGUCAUAGUGGCGGCGGCAGCGUAGUAUCGGCAAACAUGAAUCAAACCGAGCUAAGCAAUAUCGAAUGUUGCAAACUUAAAUUCUUUUACACCAACGCUGAGAGUCUGUUUUCCAAGCUCAACGAACUGAGAAUACAAGUGGCCAAAAAGUCUCCGGACGUUACAACAAUAAAAGAAAAGUACCUGUGACAGAACACAGGUGAUUGCGAGGUUGCACUAUCGGGAUACCAAUUUUUUAGGAGAGACAGGAGGGAUCGUGAGGACGUAGGAGUUGCCAUGUAUGCAAAAAGCGCUUUAACGGCAUUCGAUUAGACCGACAAGAUUGCCGACGGCUCAGAGGCCAUUUGGCUGACAAUAAAGGUACUGGAGUCGCAGUCCCUGAAACUCGUAACUAUCUACUAACCAGCACAGACGGACCCCAACGCAGAUAUUUGUCCGCUGCAAAGCAUAAAAGAGAUUGGCAGUCGAACGGACAUUGAACUCACUGGGGAUUUUAAUGCAUCCUGCAUUCAGUGGAGCGAUAUGCAUGUGAAGUACCUGAAGUAUACCUUCGACUACCGUCUCCUAAAGACAACCGUAGAAGCUCUUCUCACAGAGCAUGUUCCAUUUUAAACUAGAGGGCGUGGAAGUCAACAGGCAAGUAGCUUGUUAUCAUUCCGCGUAUUGCUGAGAGCAUUGGUGGUCCGAUUAUUCAAAAUAUUGUAUUUCGAGAAGGAGCGAUUUUAGAGGAAUUAAAAAGCUCGGAGGAAUAUAAAUCUCCCGACCCGGACGAGGUCCCCGCAAAACUGCUUUCUGAACUUUCCCGUGAGUUGGCCAAACCGCUAUCCUUUCUGUGCCAAGCAUCGUCUACUGUUGGAAUCCUCCCCACAUACUGGAAAACGGUCCACACUACGCCACUUUACAAAAGCGGUUGUCGUGUACUUGCGACGAACUACAGACCCGUCGGCCUGAAAUCAAUCUCCCGUAAAGCCAUGGGGUAGAUCAUAAAAAGAAAGUUGAAGGCUUAUUUGGAAACGCCCAACCUUUUGUCCAAUGCACAAUACGGCUUCCGUAGGGAGAGAUCGUGUGUAACAAACUUGCUACACACAAUGCAAAGCUGUACAAGUGCACUGGAUGCAAAACACACGGUGCAUAUAGCCUACAUCGAUUUCCGGAAGGCGUUAGACAAUGUUUCGCACCAUUGUUUCGUUUACACGUUGAGGGUGAUGGACAUGGGCGGCAAAAUUCUUAAUUAGAUCGAUAGUUUCCUCGUCGGUCGUUCCCAAAUUCUUUGCGUGGAACAACACCAAUCAAGGCGCACAGACAUAGAGAGUGAAGUCCCACAAGGAUCAGCGCUCGGACCCACUCCCCUUCUCUUGUUUAUUAAUUAUUGUGUAGAGGAGUUGGAUUUUGAUUGCGCCAUCUUCGCAGGUGAUAAUACAAUCUGGAAAGUCAUCCACGGUACUGCUGACGAGAUCAACCUUAAAGAAAAUCUUUGUCGAUUGGACGAGUGGUCCCUCAGAUGGCUCCUGUCCUUCAGUUUGAACAAAUACACAAUACCGCGUUUUGGCAACCGAAAUCAGAUUCAUAAUACGCGACAAUAUCAUAUGAACGGGCUGCCGCUCCGAGAAACAGGAAAUUAGAAAAAUCUCGAAAUCUGGAUUGCAGACACUAAAGCGUUCUACGCAAUGUCGUAAGGCAGCUAAAGUCGCAACUUCAAUUCUGUACGCCACCAGACGAGCAUUCACAGUCUUGGACGGAGAGUGCUUCUCCAAAGUCUUUGGCACACUUGCAAGGCCGCAGUUUGAAUAUGCAAUCCAGGCCUGGAGGCCAUGGACGCAGCAGGAUUGUAAUUUACUCGACAAGGUGCAGAGGUGUGCCACAAAAGUAGAAAGAUGUCAAAGUGAACUGCCUUACGAGACCCUCCUGACUAACCUUGCUGUCUAUCCUCUGAGUUAUAGGCAUUUGCGCAGAGACUUGAUACAAACUUUCCGUAUUGCACGUGGCUUGGAAUGCGCCCUCCGGUGUGACAACUUUUCCCAAAUCGCCACUACAAAUAACCUCCGGGAACAUCCCUUCCAACUACGUGUCCCUAAAGGAAGAUUGGAUGUGAGAAAGUAUUUUUUCUCCAGCCGUGUAGUGGAACCGAGGAAUAACCUGCCUGAAGUGAUUGUAAUAUUUAAGUCGUUGGAGAAAUUUAAGUUUCGGCAAGACAGAUAUAUGUUACACUAUAAAAAUCAGUGCCCUAUGUUAAAUAAUGUCUGCAUUCAUUUGUUUCUGGAAUUUCUUUAUGUUGUUGCUAUUUUUUAGAUUUUUAUGUACAAAUAGGGAGUUCAAAGGCGUGAGCCUAUUUCUCUCAAAUUCACUGAACAGUGAACCUGCUGCUAAUGCCAGUUUACAAGCAUUGUCAAAGGAAGAUAAAACACUGAUCGGGCUAGCAAUGAAAAAACUGCUGAAAAAGUAAAUAUAGGCGAUGGCAUUUUUAGACAGUUUGGAUGGUUCAGGAGAAAAAACUGCUGCCCGUGAAAUGACGUCAGUCCAGAAAGGAAUUGUUAACACUACAUCGGAAGUUCUCAGCCACCAUUUCUUUUCAUGAAGUUGUGACUACACCACAGUUGAUCGCUGUCGGCUGAAGACAUUGGUCGUAGUGUUGCGGGCUGUAAAGUCAGCAACAUUUCUCACAGAAUGUGACCGGUCAGGGGGAUCAGAGACCCCGAAUGCCAUCACUACGGAAGACUAAUUGGGUGAAUUCAGUGCCCAAAAAUUGUGAGGGUUUUUGUGAAUGCAAGAAACGAGCAACAGUUCUUUUAGACAAAAAUAAUUCUGCAGAAUUUUCACAUUCCUGAGUAACUUGUUCCAGAUUACAGUCGUGUCCAUAGAAGAGUGCUGAGAAUAAUAAACGGUGCGUGCCAGAGGAAGAACUAAAAAGACCUCCCGGUGACUGUUACGUUAGGGAUGGUGAAGAUAUUUUAAAUUACCAAGCGGACUAAAAGCACGACUGUUUAAAAGCUUAAACAUUGAGAACAGUCCCUUUUAUAAUCGAUGGAAUCACAAGGGAUCAGGCCUACUAAGACCGCAAAGUUCUUGUUAGUCAUAUUUCGAAGUAUCGUGGUUAAAAGUCUCUUGGUAAAGAAUGUUGGAUGAAUUCUAUUUUCUUCCGAUCAGUAGCAUGCAAGGGGCUAGAUAUAAACGAACAGCAUUCCGCUCCAGAUGAAACGCAUAACGUAUAAUGGGGCAUUUUACUACCGCUAAUUUUAAAAUUUCACAGAAUAAACCUGGUUGUUCUGCGGCCUUUGAAGACUAUCAGGGUACAUCGAUCGGAAAGAUUAAGACUCUUGAAGUAUGAUAUUCUUAGAUCCUUUAUAACUUAAGUCACGUUUGUGUGCUGACAGUCAGUACUUAGUUGAGGCAGGUGGUCGGCGCCAACCACCAUAAGUCAGCUGACAACUGCUCACUCAACAUCACGAUCGAAGAGGACAUGCAAAGGAGCACGAACCUAUUCGCCGCCGUAUACGCCAACUUUGGCCUGACAAUCAAUACGGAAAAAUUGGUGGUCAUGAACCACUUGUAAUCAGACACGAAAUACAACACUCCUCUAAUCAGUGUCAACGACCGCCAACUUACUACUGCGGGCGACUUCGCCAAUCUGGGCAGCACACUGCUAUGUAACGCGAACACUGAAGACCGGGAUGCCCAUCGGAUCUCCAAAGCCAGCCAGGUCUUUGGCCGGCUGCAAGUCUCCGUGUGGAAUCGUCACGGCCUUCAACUUAACACCAAAUCGAAUAUGUACAAGGCUGUCGUCUUGACGACAGUUCUGUACGGAACGAAGACCAGGACCGUCUAAUUCAGGCAGGCCGGGAAGCUCAACCACUUUAAUCCCAACUGUCUCCGCAGAAUGAAAGUUAGCACGUUGUUGCCGACGAUGUUCACCGUGUGCUCCACAGCAAGGCGAGAGCAGGCACGGUGACUUGUUCGUUAAUAAGUUUACAAUGGGAGUAGACUCGCGCAUCAUCCACCGUACUUUCCACUCUUCCACACCCGACGUCAAGACAUAGUCAAAAUUACAGGGGGUAGGAGAAGACGCAGGUGGCUGACACAGCCGGAUCCGCAUUCAGGCGUAUCACCACACCCCUGAUCUACAAUAAACACUUGAUCAGGAUUUUAACCAACAACAAAAAUCUUCCUUCUUUCCAAUCUGCGAUUUAGUAAGGCGUUGACUAUGGACAACUUUCCCCCGGAAGUGCAACAUAUUUUAGCACCUACUUCUGACAUUCGUUCGGCCGCACAACCUAUUCAGAUGGCCAAAAGGCUUACGGAAACCCACUGUGUUUCUAAUCCAUCACUUUUCGCGCUCCUAAAUUCCAUGAUUUCGCCUGUCUUUCCUUUCGUACCUGAAUUCCGCAUUUGCGAAGCUUGCUAAGGCUAUUGCCUUCCUUCAAGAACAGGCAGUCUCCUCAUCAUCCCCGAGCCCGCCAAGAACAUCCCCCUGACAUGUGAGGUCUACACAUUCAGGUCGUCCCAACACAGUCACGACCUGCUGGAAUCACACCACCUUUGCUGCUAAAGCCCGUCGCAGCCCCUCUCCCUGCUCUUUCAUCUCCAGGCAGAACAAGCGGGCAAAACGGUUCAGCCUGAAAGUCAGAGCGACAAAUUUUCCUGGAAGCUCAAACCCUGGUCGCACCGUUUAUAUCCGUGACACCCGGAGUGGUAAGCGUUUCUUGGUCGACACUUGUGCGCAGCAGAUCGUCGAGACUGUCAACACAUCGCCCAUUACUACCAUCGGAAUCUACUCACUCUCCCCUGACAUCGGCUUUCGGCGUCUUUUCCCUAGGGUCUUCGUCAUUGCUGACAUGCCCUGUGCCAUUUUCGUGCAGACUUCCUCUCCACCUUCAAUCUUAUUGUCGACUGCCGUCAAUUUCGUCUAUACCACAAGACCAUCAACCUCACCGUCCGGAAUAUCUCUUCUCCUGACGCUUCACGUCAACUCGCCGUCGUAGACUCACAACCCGAGAAUCCAUGUCGGCAGCUCCCUGUCAAAUACCCUGGUCUCAGCCGUCCUAACUUCAGCGUUUCUACUCCAUCACACAGCGUUGUUCACCAUAUCCAGACGACUGGCCCUCCCGUGUCAUCUCGACCUCGCCGUCUCGAGGCUGCACGUGUUGCCGUCGCCAAGGCCGAGUUCGAACACAUGCUUCAGGUAGGCAUCAUCCGUCAAUCUGGAAGUCCAUGGUCCUCCUCUUUCAGGUUGGGUUCAAAGGCCAACAAUGGUGACUGGCGCCCCUGCGGUGAAUACAGGGCUUUGAACAACGAACCUUCCCGGAUCGUUGGUCUGUUUCAAAUCUUUACGAUUUUGUCGGCGCCCUAUGCGACAGAUCUGUGUUCUGGAAGAUCGAUCUGGCCCGUGUCUUCCACCAGAUUCCCAUUGUUCAAAGGGCGUUUCUAAGACGGCUAUCACCACUCCGUUUGGACUUUUCGAUCUCCUGCGUAUGCCGUUUGGACUCCACAACGUCUCCCAGAACUUACAAAUGUUCGUAGACAAAGUACUCCGUGGACUGUCGUUUGUCUAAGCCCCUAUUGACGAUCUAUUGGUAGCCAGUUCCAUUGCCGAAAAACAUAUAGAACAUCUUACAACGGUGUUUGACCACCUUUAACAAUCUUGCGUUGUUCUAAACCCGUCCGAAUGCAUAUUCGGUGUGGCCUCCCUCGAAAUUCUCGGACAUCCUGUUGACUCCAAAGUCACCCAUUCUCUUCCAUCGAAGGUUGCGGCCAUACGUGGUUCCCCGUCCCAUUUUCCAAACGUCCGCUAUAGAGACUUCUGGGCAUGGUAAAUUUCUACUGCCAGUUCCUCUCUCACUGUGCAACACCAUUCUGUCGCUCACGAGCCUCCUCUCGGGUCCCAAAGGUUCGUUAGAGCUUUCCACGGACGCCCUUGCAGCGUUUGACGAAGUGAAGGCUGCCCUAGCCGAGGACACCCUCAUUGCGUGCUUUAAUCCCGAUGCUCCCAUCUCCCUCAUGGUCGACCUCUCCAAUGUUGCGGUCGGCGCGGUUCUCCAACAACACCUUGCAGGUCUAGCUUUCUUCUCCAGGAAAAUGCUACCCUCCGAGGCGUGCUUUGACGCAUUUGGACGGGAGUUUUUUGCUGUGUUCCUCGCCACGAAACUCUUUCAGCUGUUCCUUGAGAUCAGGGAAUUCACCGCUUUCUCGGACCAUAAGCCCCUCUCUUUCGCUCUCAAGCGCACUUCUGGCAAGCUCAACCCGCGUGAAAUAAUCCGACUGAACUAG